CUAGUAUGAUUACAGAUGCUUCCUUGUCACGUACGUCUGAGAUGGACAGUGAGCCAUAUUUACUUAAGCACGUCAGUGACGUCAACGAUUAAACAUCGCAUAAGUGUCCAAUUGCUCCAUAUGGCGAACAAAUCAGAAGUGAUGAAUCAAGUGAUUUUCAGCGAGGAAUUUAAUGGAAUUUUCAGCGAAUCCGUUCAUCCAGUGUUGUUGGAAGGAGGCACCGAAGAUUGCCAUGCAGAGAAGAUUGAAGAAUGGGUUCCCGAAAGCAGCGAGCAGGUUCUUGCGUGUUCUUGCUGCCGCGUCACCUUUCCAAGUAUGCAGCAGCAAAGGGAACACUACAAACUCGACUGGCAUCGAUAUAACUUAAAACAAUCCUUGCUUUCAAAAGUACCGAUAGGAGAAGAAGAGUUUAACUCGAAAACUGAAAAUGACGAAGUAUCAAGUAUAUCUGGCUCAGACUCAGAAGACGACGACCCAAACACUUUAGAUACUUUCGCAACAUCUCAAGGGAAGAUUUUUCUGCAGAAUGGCAGCGGACAAGUAAUUUCCCUGUAUAGGGGGGUGCUACUUGUGGACAAAAAGGAGGAGAUAUCUACAGUAAAUUUUUACCAACGCUACAAAGAUAAGUGUGGGCUCAACAAGCAGUGGGCAAUUAUAAUGUUGGGCGGGGGACACUUUGCAGCCGCAAUUUUUAACGGACUCAGCCCGAUACUGCACAAGACUUUCCAUUGUUACACUGUGCGAUCCGGGCAGGGUGGCACACAAUCGGGAAAAGAUGGAAAAUCGGGCGGGUCUCACCCUAAAAGUGCUGGAGCCUCUUUGCGGAGAUACAAUGAGCAGGCGCUCAACGAUCACGUUGGAAGUAUCCUCACUGCCUGGUCAGAAGAACUAAAAAACAGCAGCCUCAUAUUUUACAGAGCGUCUGGCCCCUACAACCGGGGGGUUCUUUUUGGGGAAAAGUCCUCGAUAUUAAAUCGAACGGACCCCCGAUUACGAACAAUCCCCUUUUCCACUGGAAGAGCGACUUUUUCCGAAGUGAAAAGAGUGCAUUCGGAGCUUUGCUCUUCCACUGUCUACGAGUCACUAAAUGAGGCAGCGAGCAGAUUUGCGAAGCAGAACUCACCGGAAAGGAAUGCCAAGAAGAAAAAAUCGAGCUGUAUUAACAGAGCGAAGUCCCGGGAAUUGGUUCAAAGGGCUCUGCCAGCUGAAUUGAGUCGCAGUUCUUCCGAAAGCAAUGCAUCCGAAGUCAACUUGGCCGAGCUGAAAAUAGAGAAUGAGGAUGAAUAUGAACUGAAUUGCGAAACGGUGAACAUCUCCUUUGAGGAUCUAGCAGAGUUCGGUGAUAGUUUAACGCCACAGCAAAGAAAAAGAGGACCGAACAGGAAAAAACCUAGGAAAAGUAAAAACCAAAAACUUCGAGAGAAAGAAGAAGCUCGCAAGAAAACCCUUAUAGACGCAUUAAUUAAAGGAAACCCGUUAAUUUUGGAAGAACUAUUUCAAGAACGGUUGAAGACCUUUGAACAAGGCACAAACGUGUCCAAAGCGGAACUCUCGCAAGAGGUUUUCAAUGAAAUUUUAGAUGAAGAUGGGAACAGCUUUCUUCAUUUGGCAGCCAUAAAUGAGCAUGAAGAACUACUAUUGUAUCUGUUGAACAAUGAAGGAGACCCGUGCUUGAAGAACAAGAAUCAGCAAACGCCUUACAGUUGCACUAGUAGUAAAGUUUCCAGGGACACGUUUCGAAAAUUCGCCAAGGACAAUCCUCAGAGACACAAUUAUAAUAAGGCCCAAAUUCCCGUUAACGCAUUGACAGAUGAAGAACUCGCAGAGAAAAGGCGUGCGCUAAGAAAAGUCAAAAAGGAGAAAGAAAAGGAAAAGAAGAAAGAAAAUCACAUCAAACAUCAAGAGGAAGAACAGAAAAAUCGGUUUUUGCAUUUAACCGACAGGGAAAAAAGAGCAUUAGCAGCUGAAAGACGAAUUUUGAAUUCCCAAGGCAAAGUGGUAGCCCGCUGUUUUCUAUGUGGAGCCGAUAUGGCCGGUAAGGUGCCUUUCGAAUAUUUGGAAAACAGAUUUUGCUCAAUCGACUGUUUGAAAGCUCAUCGAAUAAAAACGAUCAGUUGUUAAA
Molecule: messenger RNA, 2122 nt
Organism: Dendroctonus ponderosae (mountain pine beetle)
Lineage: Eukaryota; Metazoa; Arthropoda; Insecta; Coleoptera; Curculionidae
Product: ankyrin repeat and zinc finger domain-containing protein 1
Exons: 11
Coding region: 16-2121 (701 amino acids)
Molecular function (GO): protein binding
Source: RefSeq, a predicted model, not a curated record